Umbelopsis ramanniana AG is the source of this 662-nucleotide messenger RNA. RefSeq lists its product as uncharacterized. Gene Ontology annotation, cellular component: membrane. The record is from RefSeq and is a predicted model, not a curated record. The coding region runs from base 118 to 453 and encodes 111 amino acids. The transcript has 4 exons. NCBI's taxonomy places the organism in Eukaryota, Fungi, Mucoromycota, Umbelopsidomycetes, Umbelopsidales, Umbelopsidaceae.
CUUUACUUCCUUUUAGCCCUUUCCACUUCUAAUGGUAUCUGCAGAGCAAGUUUUGAACACCCAGUUGGCGGCUGUAUUUAUCACCUUCCUGCUGUGGGUAUGUAAAUAACAUGGCUCAUGCGAUCAGCCCAGAAACGGGCCGGUUACGACAAUAAGAAUCCACGACAUAACAAUGAUGCACUGGAAGGAUGGGGUGCGAGAGCAUAUGCCGCCAAUGCAAAUACCCUGGAAGCACUGGUGUUUAUAACCUCAGCCACGGCAAUGAACAUUUUUGGUGCUCGUAAAUACGGUGGCGUAGCAACCGCAACCAUGGCUUUUUCCAUUAUCUUCAUUGUUUGCCGCGCGAUCUACCCAUUUUUGUAUCAUUAUGAUAAGGAUGCUUUUCGUACCGGUGCAUGGGUAUUGUCCAUGAUAUCUGUCCUUGCCCUCUUCAUUAUGUCCUUUAUUCACUAACUGGACAAACCUGCAAAAAAAAGAAACAAAGGGACGUAGCGCAGCUUCAGCCAAGUAGAUCUGCAGAUACCCAAAAUGUAAUAUGAAUCAAUAUUUCCAUCCUGUCUGCAUGUGCUAAGGAGUACAUCAUGUCACUGCAAUAAAUGUAUAGUUAUCUACACCACUACCAUAACAUGCCACGCCGAUUGCCUGUGAACAUAGUUUUUUUU